GCCUGCUCACCCAGACUGGCACACCCACCCAGCCGUCAGCGAGGGGGAGAGUCAUGUGGGCCUUCCGGGCUUCCUGGUCCUCAGCUCCGCCUCGCGUUGGUUUGGCCGGACAGGGGGAAACACUUCACAGUUAAAGAACAAAAGCAGCAACGGACCGACCGAGGGGGAGGAACAAACGGCGACUCACAUUCAGCCUUUUAAUCUCCCGAGUUGGAUAUUUGUGUCCCUGACCGAGAAUUAACCAACGAUUGAACUCCUACGACUGGGGACAAACUUGGUUGCGUCGUAUCUUUGAAUCCCGACCGUAAUCCGUCGAGGUGCUUGGUAAAAAUAAGACAAGGGUCAGCCAAAUAGAUGGACGGUAUUGUUUCCUCGCUCGGUGCCUCCAACUUCGGUCAUAUAUAUCCUAGUAGUGUGGAGUAGGCUCAGUUUUUCUGGUUUACGUGUCACCAGAACGGACCCUGGGGAUUAAGGGGUAUUUCGGCAAUUUCGGUUUCUGUUGCCAUAUCUUUUCCUGUGAAGAGGCCUCUCUCAUCUCUCAGGACUGAGAAACUUGGAAGUGAAACAAAAGCCUGACCAGCUAGGAUGGCGGAACAUAUUUUGAUAGCCGACAUGGCGUCAUAUACCGAACGCAACGGCAGAGACAGACGACUUGUGGACCUAGAUGAGCCUUUUGAAGUGGAUAUGACGGAGCCAGAGCGUGAAGAAAAGGCAGAGACCAAACGCUCUUCCAAGAAGUUGCGGCACUCCCCCAGCUCAGCAGAAAGCAGUGCCAGUGGCGUGGCUAGUUUCACCACCAACCAUAACUCUGUAGUGUGCCUGCCUCUGGUCUCAGAGGGGCUCAAACUGGUAUGGACCCAGUCCGAUCAGACCCGAGAACUUGACUCAAUCCCAGAACUUGUCAAUGCCUUUAACUUGUUUCCAUACCCAUCGUCCAAAGAGGUUAGCACACUGGCUCGGGUCUGUGUGUUGCCACUGGACAAAGUUAAGGUGUGGUUCAUGGUGCAGAGGAUUAAAUAUGGUAUCAGCUGGUCUUCUGAAGAGAUAGAGGAGACAAGGAGGAAGUUGGCUGUGCCUGAGCUUUGUGAGGACUCCGCUGAAACAAACGGAGCCAAUUUAAAAACCAAGAGCAAAAACUUAGACGAGGAAAAGGACAGCGAUGAGGAGUGUGAUCUCAUUGGUUUUGUACCUGAAACAAAGAUGGCAAAGUGUGAGUCUCCAGAUUCACAUAAAUCCAAUCCUCCAUGUUUUAGGUCAAGUCUCCCACCUCCUCAGGAUUCAUAUUUCUACCGCUCACCAGCAGACACUCCAGCGACCACAACAGCUGACGUCUCCCCUGACCUCUCAGAGUCCUCUUCGCAACAGUACCGGCACGGGCGCUACAAAAAGUCAAAAGCUCAACUCGCUGCCCUCCGCAAAAGCUUCCUAAGAGAGAACUGGCCCGCAGAGCCUGAGCUCAAGCGUUUGCAGGAAGAAACAGGUCUGAGCCGCAAUGACAUUCGCAAAUGGUUCAGUGACAGUCGUUAUCAGCUAAGAGUGGGUCGUGGAAGCCUGGCAGCAGCCCAGACCUUUUCUCACCAGGCUUCUGUUGGGAGUAAACAUGAACCACAAUCUCAAACUCAGCCUCUUUCACUUACUAACCAAAAAUCUCGUCAAGUAAACGGGGUGAAAAGCAAUGAGGGAAGCCGGAAUAACGGGAUCAGAAAUUCACAUUUCUUUCAGACUUUUCUGUCAAACAGUCUAGAAGCAUUUGGGGAAAAGCUCCACGAGCCACAAGCAAAUGAAGCUGUAGAAGAACUUUCUGGAGAUACUUUCAAAGAGGAGCAAGAAACUGAAGAAGAGCCGCUACAGUUGACCAAGACCUGCAAGAUUGAGCCAGAAAUUGUAGAGUUAAAGUCUUCUCCUUGCUCUUCCCCCUCUCGCACUCCACCGCCUACCGCCUCCCCCACCAAAACAUAUUCACACAGAAUCCGUGCAUCAAAGAAGUCGGUGCAUUCAACUAAAGCCAGUCCCUCACAGACAGCCACUUGCUUCUCAGGCGCUUCCACGUCCACGUCCCCUGCACUCACUCCUGCAGGACGUCCCAGAAAGACCAAGGAGCAGUUGGAUGUGUUAAAGCAGCACUUUUUGAAGUGCCAGUGGCCCACAAGUGAGGAAUACACCGAACUCGUCAAACUCACAGGUUUACCCAGAGCGGAUGUUAUUCAGUGGUUUGGCGACACUCGCUACGCUGUCAAAAAUGGCCAGUUGCGCUGGGUGAAGGGCGUCCGCGAACAGUUUUUGGCAGAACUUGCUGCCCAGCAAAGCGGCAGCGGCCUGUCGAACGGCACUGGAACCUCAACUCGUGGCGGGGGAGGGCGCAAACGAAAACUAAGCAGAGCAAGUACAGAUUCUCCCGAUAUCCAGCCACUAGUAUCAUAUUACCUUACGACGGGCACACUAAAUGAAAAAGACCUUGACCUACUAUGCAAGAAAUCAAGAAUGAGCUACCAGCAAGUGCGAGACUGGUUUGCAGCUCAAGAGGUUGGGGAAACUGAUGAAGAAAUUGUUGUGGCUUAGGACCUUUUCUAAAAAAAAAAAAAAACUUUAAAAAAAAAAACCUGAUCUGCCCACCCCGUCACGCACGCACACACACACACACACACCUUUUACACAACAGAUGUGAUUAUUGCUGUGGUUCAUGUUGCUUUAAUUAAGGCAGGUUUGUAAAAUCCAGUCUUCCCUCAACAAGCCCAAAGUGUGGUUUGUGUAUUUUUUUUAUAUAGAUAUGCUGCAUUUCCUGUUUAUUCUAAUAUAUUUAGAUCCGAAUUAUAUUUCUACUGGCUCUGUUGCUGUAAAUAGAACAGUAACCUCUACACUGGGUUGCUAUAUUUUUGACCUCCUUUUUGUUUAGAUAUCACUACAGUUGUUUUUUUUCUAAUGUAUUAUAUUUGUAGCAGUAUAACAUAAUCAGGUAACUAGCUGUAGAUCCAGAAAAAAAACGGCUACACUGACAACCUAUUGACUGAUCAUUCCUUUCUAGCCGUUAUAUUGUAUUCAUGAAAAGCACACUGGACUUGCUCCUUUAUAAUACAACAUCUUGCACUUUGGUUUUCCAACCUGCUGCCCCUACGCUAAUAACAUACUAGUAUUUCACAAUCUAUACUCCUGAUUAGUGUCAUUAUUUUUACUCCGUGCUGUAGAACUUGUUUUAAAACAACAGCACGGUACAUCUCAUAUGUGUAAUGCAUUUCCAGAACAUUUCCUAAAUUGCUCGUCACUCUGUAGAGGUGUUUUACUUACCAAUUUGAAUGCCUUGUCAUUUGCAUUCUGCAGCAUGUUUCUAACAGUAAAGGUUGAACCAGGUUGCGGGAAUUACAUCAUUGCAUAGAUGGCAGAAUUGCUAUAUUAUUAAAUGAGCUAGUUAGAAUUUAAUAGGCAUAGGGUGUAAUUUUAUAGUUUAAAAUGUGGGCAGAAGGUGAGUUUUGAAAUACAAGCGAAAAUGAACCAAAAUCCAAAGACUGGUAACAUUUCACACAAAGUGACAGAGCAAUAUAAUCGGGGUCAUAAGUUCACGUACAGUUGACAAUAUUUAAGUACUUCUUGUUGAUGUCAGCUUUAAACGGAGUUCAACUCUUUGAAAAUGUUCGUCCAAAGGUCAAACAGCCAGAAACUUGACAAAGUGGCGCGUAUGACUUAAGUUUUUCCUCCUGUCGCUCAUGAAAAGGUAAUGCAACUGUCAUGCUGUUGAUGUAAAUCUAUACAUGUAAAGUCUUCAAGGUUAUUUUAUUUUUAAUUUUUUUUUUCCUGUUUGAAAAGAGAAAAUCUCAUUUGCACAAUUGUGUCACUGGAAAAUAGUUAAGUGUUUUUGCCAUUAUAAUCAAGUGUACAAAGAUUUGUUUGUGUGUGUUAUGAAUACAGACACCUGUGACGACUUC
Poecilia reticulata (guppy) is the source of this 3917-nucleotide messenger RNA. It is a transcript of the gene homeza, whose product is annotated as homeobox and leucine zipper encoding a. Lineage: Eukaryota; Metazoa; Chordata; Actinopteri; Cyprinodontiformes; Poeciliidae. Gene Ontology annotation, cellular component: nucleus. Gene Ontology annotation, molecular function: DNA binding; DNA-binding transcription factor activity, RNA polymerase II-specific. The record is from RefSeq and is a predicted model, not a curated record. Gene Ontology annotation, biological process: regulation of transcription by RNA polymerase II.